This is a messenger RNA of Octopus bimaculoides (California two-spot octopus), 1068 nucleotides long. RefSeq lists its product as uncharacterized. NCBI's taxonomy places the organism in Eukaryota, Metazoa, Mollusca, Cephalopoda, Octopoda, Octopodidae. The record is from RefSeq and is a predicted model, not a curated record.
AUGAGUAAAUCAGACAGCAGUAGUGUCACUAAGAAUAAACUGACUCCCGGUGCCGGUCAUCGCGAUGACAGAGCAACGACACCAGGCACAGAUGAUGAAUCUACAGUUGGCCCAAUCUGUGAGAACUUCGCACCGCAAACUUGGCGGAAAACCAUAUGCCGUAAUUGUUUCCACGCUAAAAGCGAACAUGGUUUGGACACACGCACAAACGGAACAGAGAACCUCGCAAAUAGUGCCGACGCCCGGAAAACCACAUCGAAAAAGGAAGAAGAGAAAGAAAAAUCUAGUGACAAAAAUGUGUCGUCCACAACAGAUAAAAGCAAGAAUACAGCACAGACAGCGCCAGAAGCGACAGUAAAAGAAGAAGAAACCAAAAACACAAAACCAUUAGCAGCACUUUUAGAAUCAAACAAACCCAAAAAAUCACCACAUGUAAUUCCAAAUGCAACCCCUGUUUCGCUUAUUAUGUCAAACCUAGCAAAUUCCAAAAAACCAUCCCCUGUAGAUGUGAAAAAAUGUGGCCCCCCAGGAAAUACUUUGCUGUCGACUGCCAGUGCGAAAAAAUUAGUCGAGAAAUUUGGAGGAAGUAAAACUGCCCCUCCUAGUCCAAGUGGACCCGGACCUAACAAACUACCAACCUUUGGAAAGAAAACUAAUUCUUUUCUUAAAGAGACGUCAAAAACCGAUGCUCCGAGCCCGGGCACGAAACAGGUGACUUCGGCUGAGGCAUCGGCGAAAUCAUCUAAGACGUCCGACGUGGUCUCAACAAGUGCCGGAACUACAUCGACGCCAUCGUCAUCAUUAUCGUCCACAUCAUCUUCACAGUCUACAUCGAAAACAACCAGUGCCGCUUCAAGUAAAGACACCACUACGACCAAGGAUUCUACUAUCGAUACUAAGAAAGGUUCCAGUGAUAGCAGUAGUACUGCAACGACGCGUCAACGACGCCAACUUCUACCAAAACCUCAACGGGUGACACAUCAAAGACAACGUCUUCAGCAAAGGUUGACACUGCCACAGCAAGCACGGUGCCACCUUCCUCCGCAGCGGCCAGCAAGGGGCAGGUAG